Messenger RNA from Physeter macrocephalus (sperm whale), 1420 nucleotides. It is a transcript of the gene SRSF3, whose product is annotated as serine and arginine rich splicing factor 3. The transcript is spliced from 6 exons. Lineage: Eukaryota; Metazoa; Chordata; Mammalia; Artiodactyla; Physeteridae. Gene Ontology annotation, molecular function: RNA binding. Gene Ontology annotation, cellular component: nuclear speck. Gene Ontology annotation, biological process: mRNA splicing, via spliceosome. Bases 144 to 638 code for a protein of 164 amino acids. The record is from RefSeq and is a predicted model, not a curated record.
GGCGAGGAGACGGCGCUGGUCCGCCAUUUCGUGGACGACGGGUGUGGGAGAGCAUCUGUUGGUGCUAGGCGCGAGGGGACCGGGAAGACCCAGCCGAGGGUGUGUGGAUUUGAGCCUACGCGUUUCUAACCCGAGAUCUCGAAAUGCAUCGUGAUUCCUGUCCGUUGGACUGUAAAGUUUAUGUAGGUAAUCUUGGAAACAAUGGUAACAAGACUGAAUUGGAACGAGCUUUUGGCUAUUAUGGACCACUCCGAAGUGUGUGGGUUGCUAGAAACCCUCCCGGCUUCGCUUUUGUUGAAUUUGAAGAUCCCCGAGAUGCAGCCGAUGCUGUCCGAGAGCUAGAUGGGAGAACAUUAUGUGGCUGCCGAGUAAGAGUGGAACUGUCGAAUGGUGAAAAGAGAAGUCGAAAUCGUGGCCCACCUCCUUCUUGGGGUCGUCGCCCUCGAGAUGAUUAUCGGAGGAGGAGUCCUCCACCUCGCCGCAGAUCUCCAAGACGGAGAAGCUUCUCCCGUAGCCGGAGCAGGUCCCUUUCUAGAGAUAGGAGAAGAGAGAGAUCACUGUCCCGGGAGAGAAAUCACAAGCCGUCCCGAUCUUUCUCUAGGUCUCGUAGCCGAUCUAGGUCAAAUGAAAGGAAAUAGAAGACCAGUUUGCAAGAGGAGUGGUGUACAGGAAAUAACUUCAUUUGACAGGAGUAUGUACAGAAAAUUCAAGUUUUGUUUGAGACUUCAUAAGCUUGGUGCAUUUUUAAAAUGUUUUAGCUGUUCACAUUUGUUUGUCUCUUGGAACAGUGACAAAUAAAAGUGUAAUUCUCUAUGGUUUGAAAUGGAUCAUAAGAGGCAUGUAAUAUCAAGAAUUGUUACUUUACAAUGUUCCCUUAAGCAAAAUUGAAUUUGCUUUGAAUUUUUAGUCUUGCAUAGACUGAUAAUAAACCUCUAACUCCUGCCCAGCUAAAGUGUGAUGUUUGAUAUUACGGAAACAAAACUGGCAAAAAUUGAAAAGACUGUAGCUGGGAUAUGGUAUGCAGCUGUAGUUAAGUGGUCUUUAAAAGCUGCUGUGAACACAAGCCAGCAGGUAAAAAUUAAAGCUGCACCCUUAAACUAGAUUAGAGGUUUAAAAAUUCCACUAGUCUUCACACCGGACAAGAGGUUGUCCAGUGGGUUUAGAAUCUUAAGAAGUUUCAAGAAAGUUAGUUUACCUUUGCUUUAGGUCGUAAGUUCCUUCUGUGAUUGUUGUAUAUGGAUGCAUAGCUCUUUGUAAUAUUAUUUGGAAAUUUGGGACUAUUCAAGAUACCCAUGUCCUGCCAGUUUAAGGGUACAUUGUAGAGCUGAACUUUGAGUUACUGUGCAAGAUUUUUUUUUUUCAUGCUGUCAUUUGUAAUAUGUUUUGUGAGAAUCCUUGGGAUUAAAGUUUUGGUUACAAA